Planococcus citri (citrus mealybug) is the source of this 1421-nucleotide messenger RNA. It is a transcript of the gene BBS5, whose product is annotated as Bardet-Biedl syndrome 5 protein. The transcript is spliced from 9 exons. Gene Ontology annotation, cellular component: ciliary basal body; BBSome. Lineage: Eukaryota; Metazoa; Arthropoda; Insecta; Hemiptera; Pseudococcidae. Gene Ontology annotation, biological process: cilium assembly; intracellular transport. The record is from RefSeq and is a predicted model, not a curated record. Bases 201 to 1226 code for a protein of 341 amino acids. Gene Ontology annotation, molecular function: phosphatidylinositol-3-phosphate binding.
GUCAAACAAAAAAAUUUGAGAAUUAGAUCUCUAAUGCACAAAAAUUGGCGAUUAACAAAAAAGGUUGAAAAUUUACAAUCCCUCGUGACUCAGUUGAAAUCCGGAAAUAUUUCUUCAAAUAAUAAUGUGCGCUUUUCUGAGAUGUGAUACUCGAGAGGAACUCCCAUUUUUUGUAUUUUCGUGACAUAAAUUCGUACAAGAUGUGGGAAGAUCAAGAAAUCAGAUUUGAUUUAUCAUUUUCGCAAAUGGAAAUGCGAAAAGGAGAACAAGUCAUCGAUAGAUUGGAUUUUAUAGAAGAUACAAAAGGUAACAGCGGAGAUAAAGGAAGACUGCUGGUAACCAAUUUACGAAUCAUCUGGCAUUCAUUAUUAAUUGCCCGAAUUAGUCUAUCAAUUGGAUAUAAUUGUGUACAGAACAUUUCAACUAAAGUUGUAAACUCGCGUUUGAAAGGAGUAACAGAAGCGUUGCAUAUUUUGACGAAGCAUAAUGGAUGUCGAUACGAAUUUAUUUUCACCAAUUUAAUUCCUGGAAAUUCUAGACAUUUUACUUCUGUUAUGGGAGUGCAUAAGGCUUACCUUUCGUCGCGAAUUUAUCGCGAAUUAAAACUGAGAGGAGCAGUAAUUCGUAACAAACAACUGAAAGUUCUGGAUAAAGAAAAAUUAUACUUUACUGUCCCAGGAGUUUGGAAUUUAUCGAGUGAUCAGGGUAAUCUAGGUUCAUUCGUUGUGACAAACGUUCGUUUAGUUUGGUUUGCUGAUAUGAAUGAAACGUUCAACGUAUCAUUGCCUUACAUACAAAUAGCAACUAUUCGAAUACGAGAGUCUCGUUUUGGAUUAGCGUUGGUUAUCGAAAGUACGCUAGGAAGCGGCGGAUAUGUGCUGGGAUUUCGUAUCGAUCCUAAAGAGCAACUUUAUAAAGUAACUGACGAAUUACAAACGCUGUAUAAAGUUCACCUAGAUCAUCCGGAAUUCGGUGUUUACUAUUCUGUUACCACUGUUCCUCUUUUACCCGAACAACCACCUCUGGUGCAAGAAGAAAUUACAGAGUUUGACGAAAACUUGAACGAUAUGUCCAAUGCUUUGACAUCAUAUAGCUUAGAUCAGCAUCAAGAAAAUAGUAAUCAACCUGCGUACUGUCCAGAAUUGGGAUUAGCUGUUGAAAAACUGAAAGAAGGAUUUACUAUCAAGCAGUUAUGGGAAGUAAUACCAACAUCUACUGCGGAAUAGAUAAAAUUUAUAGGUACUAAAUUAUUCUUCGUUUUAUUUACUUAUUUGCAUGAAUGUAAUUUAUUCAUACCAACUGUUUCUUCUUUUUUUUUUCGUGAUGAAGAAUAUAUUGUAUUUAAAUGAUUCGUGCCUAUCUGUGAAGUAGCAUUUUUACUAAAUUUUCAAUGAAAUACAACUUACAAGUUUAGUUCAGCA